This is a messenger RNA of Anolis carolinensis (green anole), 2138 nucleotides long. RefSeq names its product serine peptidase inhibitor, Kunitz type 2 (gene spint2). Gene Ontology annotation, molecular function: serine-type endopeptidase inhibitor activity. Bases 177 to 968 code for a protein of 263 amino acids. The record is from RefSeq and is a predicted model, not a curated record. Lineage: Eukaryota; Metazoa; Chordata; Lepidosauria; Squamata; Anolidae. The transcript is spliced from 7 exons.
GUCUUUCCACUCGCAUCACAACAGGUGCUGCGCGGGCGAGGCUCUGUCUGUGACGUCGCGUCCCCCGAUUGGGCGCCGGGGACCCGGGGGGCGUGGCUCACCUGCAGGGUUCGGCAGCCACUGCCCUUCUCCGCCCAGUUGCCAUCCUGGAAGCAGCGCUGUCGGGAGAUCAGAGGAUGCGGGCGGCGAGGGAAAGCGGGGGAGUCCUGUCGUGGGCCUUGGUGGCCCUGUUGAUUCUGUUGGCCGGGGCGGAGUCCGUGCCAGAGAAUUGCCACUUGCCUAAAGUUGUGGGCCGAUGCCGGGCUUCCUUCCCAAGGUGGUGGUACAAUGCCACCAGCCAGACGUGCCAGAGAUUCAUCUUUGGAGGUUGUAGAGGCAAUUCCAACAACUUUCUGUCUGAAGAAGAGUGCAAGAAGGGUUGUGCCACAGAUGGAGAUAUCGAGGCACCUGUCACCCAUGACGGACCAGCAGAAGAGAUCAUGACGUCCACCACUAAAGCUAUAUCCAGAUCUGGUCGCCGUCACGAACCGGGAGACGACAGAGUUGGCUUUGAAGAGUUUUGUGCUGCACCCAAGGAGGUUGGUCACUGCCGUGCUUCCUUCCCACGAUGGUACUUUGACACUGAGACACGGACAUGCAAGAUGUUCAUCUAUGGUGGCUGCGGAGGCAACAAGAACAACUACAUUUUUGAGGAGCAUUGCCUGAACCAGUGCUCUGGGAAUGGAGAUAUCAUUAAUGAACCCCUGGGUCCAGACUCAUCGUCCCACUACUUCCCAGGUCCCUUGAUUCACUCCACCAGAGCAGUGGUUCUCGCAAUUCUUCUGGCUGUCAUGGCCGCCAUUCUUCUGGGCUCCAUGGUGUUCUUCUUCAUCAAGCUCUGCCGGAGGAACCAGGACGGCACGCUGGAGAGGGUAUGGAGCACCAUGGAUGACAAGGAGUCCUUGAUGAACAACGCCUACACACUCUGAGCUCACACUCCUUGAGGACGCAGCUGGGGCUCCGGCUGCCUGUAAAUAAUACACAAGUGGGGGGAGGGACCCUCCUCACCACCUUGACUCAUUCCUCUGUAGAUCCAUCUUUGUAGGAACACACUUAGAUCAUAAAUCUAUCCUAGGAGGGGCUCCUUCUUUCAUAGCAAUGACGACACUGCUCUUGUCUAUCUAAGGGCUUGUUUGGUUUUCAGUAGAGUUUAUGGUACAUCCAUCCCCAGAAGGAUGCAGAGGUGGGGGGGGGGGCAGUCUUGUCUUCAGAGAUUAUUCACUUUAAUCCCCUGUGGUUGUUUGGCUCCUUGUGGGAGGAAAGGACACACAAUGGCUACAGCUGUAAAGCAGGUGGGAUUUAAUAGAUGGCUGUGCCACUUUUCAACCCUUUUGUGAUUUUGCUGCAGCCAGUCUUUGUAGCACACUCUUAUUGAGACUGUAUUUUCCCCACCCUGAUAAGCAGAAAGAGUCUCCAGUUUUCCUCAACACUCCUUCCUUCCCUGUCUCCUUGGCUAGUAUUUUGGUUGAACCUCUUGUGAACUUCCAGCUUCUCAGUCCACAGGACAGGGAUUUGGAUGCACAGGGAAAUACAAAUAGUACUUGGUGGAUGUUUCUCCUUGUUUGCAACCAUCUCUUCUGUCUUCCUCCACCCCUUGGCUUAUACCUCUUGGGUGUUUUUUUGGGAUCUGAAGCAGGCCUUCUCCUCAGGCUGAGUCUUGCUUGGAAAAUCAAAUGCAUUUCAGUUUUGGAGCUCUUCUGCUGCUCUCUGAUGACUAUUUCAGUUGUUGGGGCAGCGGGGAGCUUUUUACUUCUGCCUUUAAGUCAAAUCUCCAUUGGCACAGUAGGCCUCUCCUGUCAUGCCUCCGUCUCUGUCUGCACCGUUGUGCCUGCCUUGAGCGAUACCCCUUUGCCUUCAAGGGAGAGAGAAGUUUUGAUCUCCACCAAACAUCCCUUCCUUGGGGCAGGGCCAGCAGAGGAGUUUCUGUGUGAGCAAGAUAGAACUUGUGUAGCAUUUAGUGGGUUUUUAUACUUUUUAACAAAAAUUGAAACUUGAUUACGUUCAGUCUCUUUGGGAAUUGUUCUCUUAAUAAUUGUAAUUUUUUUUUUAAAAAAAGAAAAGAUUGGAAGGACUGUCAAUAAAACAGAAUAAAAAUGAAA